CGAAGCUGAACUAAGUGUUUGCCACCCACUUCAAGUAACGUACCAACGGUAUCUCUUCAGACUAGAUCUGGCUGAACACUUGCUUUAGGCACUGACAGUUCCCGCGACAUCUUGAGACACAUUCUCGAGACACACUCUUGAGAUCUCCAGACGACCCUAUGAAAUCGCUCGAAAAGAUCAGGCUUCCCUCAUUUUCCCUCAUUUUCUUCAUUUUUUGCACGCCUGUCGCUGCCUCGCUCCUUGAUACUCUUUCACUCGACCCUGAAACCUCCUAUAAGAGCUACCUUGUCGCAUUAUCUGCUAGCUCGCUCCUCUACAUCGCCUACAAACUCGCCCAGCCUCUCUACACCAAUAAGCUCCAUUCCGGUUUCCGCCUCAGAGAAAGACUUAUGAGCUACCUUGAUAGAAACACCGGCCGGGCGCGCUUUCAGAGAAGGUCGCGCGGCUUGGCCUACGACGGUAGAGCCGAGACCAUCGCCGCCAGCAGCGCCGCCAUGGCCACGGGCGGUGCCAUUGGCGGCUUGCACAACAGCAGCAACCAAUGCUUUAUGAACUCUGUUUUGCAGAGCAUGGCAUCAUCUGUUGAAUUGAACAAGUUCCUCGACUCCUACAUCGAAGCUGACGACAAGUACGCCACGCUAUUCUCCUUCAAGUUGAAGAACUUGUUGGGAGCAUUGAACGGCAACUACGAACAGCGUUCGCGCACCUUCACGACCGAUGGCUUACUUGAAGUCAUGAAGGACGCUCCCAGAACAAACUAUAUGGGCCAUCAAGACCAGGAGGACGCCCAGGAGUUCUACCAGAAUGUGAUGAAAAACGUGGAAAAAGAAUUCAAAAAGACCGGUAAAAGUGAAAAGAAGAGCGAUGAAAAAUAUGUCGCUGCAUCUCCAGACCAUCUCACAAGCAUUGAGAACCUCUCUGCCUUGGGCUGUGUGGCGAUUCCAGCGCGCCAGGUGGAUCCCAACUUGCCGACAGACGACUCCCGCGUGUUUGAGUUGGAGCUUGUAACCCCCGUAGACGGUGUUUCUGCCGAGCGAAUCGGGUGUUUAUCCUGCGGGGAAAUGGGUGGGGUAAGAUACCGCGUGAUCAGCGGAGUUUCCCUCAACCUCCCUCAGCCAAAGGCUUCUAAUACAUACUACGGACGCGUGGCGAUCGGUGAGAAGUACGACUUGGAGCCGUUGUUGAAGGAGUGGACGAAGCCUGAAAUAAUGGAAGGCGUCACGUGCAACCGCUGUGCCAUGAACCAGUGCAAGGACGGGGCCUUAGCAUUCUUGGAAUCGGGAAACCGCCCCGAGGUGCUCCAAGCCAAGUUCCGUGAGAGAGUGGCGCAGAUUGACGCCGAAUUGGCCAAGAGUGUGGUGGAUGAUGAGGUGUACGAGAAGUUCAAGAACUCUAGCACUGUGGAUAAGGUCAAGAAGUCGAAGCAGAUCUUCUUCAGCAGGCCGCCGCCGGUUUUGAACAUCCACAUUAACCGCUCAUACUACGACCCGAGAACCUACUCGUUGAGAAAGAACGACGCCACGGUGACAGUUCCGUUGAGGCUCAGCUUGGAUCCAUUUGUGGCGGUUCCGGAAGACAUCAACAUGGACGCCAGAUUGCCGUUCAGAAAGCAGGAUGUGGGCAGGGUUCCAUCGCCGGAGGAACAGGCCGCACAGUCUAUUGAGCCGGAGGUUGUGGAGGAGCCUGAGAGCGCGGAAGAAAGCGAGGAAGAAUCUGAGAUUGAGGUUGAAUCUGAGGUUGAAUUCGAUACUGAGGCCGAGGUUAAAUCUGACAUUGAGGCCGAGGCAUCUGAGGCUGAAACUCCAGCUGAGCAACCCCCAAUUGACUCUGAUUCAGAAUCCCCUGCUGUUGAGUCUGAGGAUACCGAGUCAGUUAAGGCGGUGUCACAGGUUCCGGACGGUCCGUUGACCUACCACCUCAAGUCGAUUGUUAUCCACUCCGGUUUGCACAACUACGGCCAUUACGUCUGUUACAGACACUACAGAGGCACCUGGUGGUACAUCUCCGAUGACGACGUGUUCGUGGUCACGGAGGACCAUUUGCGCAAUAUUAAAGGGGUCUUCAUGGUGUUCUACGAAAUUACCCCAAACCCGGAGCCGGAAAUUGUUGCUGUCCCGACAGAGGAGUCAGAGUCCGAUGGGGAGAAGGAAGGACUGAGUGACGAAGCCGCCGCAUCCAACGCCGAAGAUGUGGUGGUUGCCACGGCGACCGCUAAUUUGUAGAUCAAUAAACGC
Messenger RNA from Babjeviella inositovora NRRL Y-12698, 2234 nucleotides. RefSeq names its product ubiquitin-specific protease (gene UBP1). Gene Ontology annotation, biological process: protein deubiquitination. Gene Ontology annotation, cellular component: cytosol; nucleus. The record is from RefSeq and is a predicted model, not a curated record. NCBI's taxonomy places the organism in Eukaryota, Fungi, Ascomycota, Pichiomycetes, Serinales. The transcript has a single exon. Bases 159 to 2222 code for a protein of 687 amino acids. Gene Ontology annotation, molecular function: cysteine-type deubiquitinase activity; cysteine-type endopeptidase activity.